Paramormyrops kingsleyae is the source of this 911-nucleotide messenger RNA. It is a transcript of the gene cyb5b, whose product is annotated as cytochrome b5 type B. Gene Ontology annotation, cellular component: intracellular membrane-bounded organelle; membrane. Gene Ontology annotation, molecular function: heme binding. Lineage: Eukaryota; Metazoa; Chordata; Actinopteri; Osteoglossiformes; Mormyridae. The record is from RefSeq and is a predicted model, not a curated record.
AGCACGUGACAGCUGAGUGAACGAUACGGUGGCCGGGUGGAGAAAAGUUAUUCUCUCUCCUUUCAAAGGGGACCAGAGGUUUCGUUGACGGGUUGUGGUUGUGCAACUGUGAAACGAGACAAGUUUGAAUUUAGCCACAAACAAACCGUCUCGAUUGAUACGAUUUUAUCACUGCCGACGACGAAACACUAAAUGGAUACGGACAAUAACACGGAAGCUCUCUCGAAGAGCUCUGUCAAGUAUUUCACGCUCGAAGAGAUCAAACAGCACAACAUGAGUAAGGAUACCUGGAUCAUUAUUCACGACAAAGUGUACAAUAUCACAAGCUUCCUGGAAGAGCAUCCAGGAGGUGAGGAGGUGCUGUUGGAACAGGCGGGAACGGAUGCCACGGAGAGCUUUGAAGAUGUUGGUCACUCCAAAGAUGCCAGGGAGAUGCUUCAGCAGUAUUUCAUCGGGGAACUUCACAUGAAUGAUCGCAAAAAGGAAGCUGGAAAGGAUAUUUUCAUUACAACAACAGGCAAGACCAGUUCUUGGACCACCUGGGUAAUUCCUAUCUUGGCAGCAGCAGUAGUUGGUGUGAUGUACCGGUACUACGUGCUAGAACAGAAGUCCUCAUGAACCACCUGGAACCAGCACAGCAUUGAUGUCAUCUCUCUCUGUCCCCGGAGGCCUUGAUGUGAUGGUCUGUUGGAUCACUUACCACACUGACUGCCCUUAACGAUCCAGAGGUGCACCCUAACUCCCACACUGCAUUAUUAAACCAGUUUGGAGCAGAAGGAGUAGGUGUGGUCUCAAGCAUAGCUGUACCAUCCACCUGCAACCCAAAGCCCACCAGAGAUGGGGGGGAGAUGCACAGGAAAUCAGCAUAUAUUUUGUAUAAUUUCAUUUCCAUUCUCAGACCCCCCCCCCCC